UUUGAUUCUGUUGACUGUCAGAAUGUUAAGAUCAAGCAGGAGCCUAUUGACCCAGACGACGAGCCAGUGAUAACGGCGGAGGAGCUGUCCCCGCAGCCGACGAUCGACACGACGCACACAACGGUCCUGUCGUCCAUCGACGGUAACCUACAGCUCGACAGCGCGCCCGCCACCGCGCCCGUAACCGGCGGCAUUCGCAUCAACAUCUCCAAGUCAAUACCUGCCCCGGCGCCCGCCGAUCGCUUGGAUGACGUCAGCGCGGAUGACGAGCCCCUCCCGCCCGGGGAAGAACCAGAACUCGAAUACACCCUCAAACCUGCCCUCCAAGGCCGCCGACUCAGCCGCCAACCACCCGUCAUGAAGGGCAACGAACUCUCCGGACUGUGCUCCAUUAUGUGAAGUGUUAUGCGUGAACUGUGAAGUGUUAAUUUACGGCUAUACUUAACUUUUAACCGAAUUGACUUUUGUACGACAAUUAAUGGAUUAUUUAGAAUAUCAUCUAAAUAUGUUUUCUUCGGACAACCCUUAGGUGCAAUGAUUAUGGUACGAAUGAAGUGACUAUGAAUUUUAUAUGUAA
This is a messenger RNA of Ostrinia furnacalis (Asian corn borer), 577 nucleotides long. RefSeq lists its product as uncharacterized. The annotation marks the transcript as partial. The transcript is spliced from 2 exons. Lineage: Eukaryota; Metazoa; Arthropoda; Insecta; Lepidoptera; Crambidae. The record is from RefSeq and is a predicted model, not a curated record.